AUGAUAGUGCAUUUAGCCGUGCCUCUAGCCGCUAUCCCUUUUGCUGACCUUGAUGACGAUGAUGUCUUCGUCCCUGUGAUCCAUGUUGAACACCCAGAGGACGAGCUAGGUGACGGAGAGGUUAUAGAUGACAUAGCUAUUCUUGUGUUGCCAUCACCCGUCAUAUCGGUUGUUGAUAUAUCGUCAUCCUCAUCUGCUGCCGAGAGUGAGCAGUUAUCGGAUGACGCUUCAUCGGCUGCCCCAGUUCCCCCUUUACCAAUACACUCACCCCUUGCGGUCCCAUCUGCUCCUGUCGACCCCUUUCCUACUGUUAGACCACCCUGCAUGUAUACUCCUAUACCCCCACCGGGCAUGGACCCUUUUGAUCCUUAUCAUCCCUCUCAUUUCCCUCCGACCACUAUGGAGGAUAUGACGAUGUCUCAUGAUGUUCAGAUUUCCAUACUUUUUCGUAGACUCGCAGAGCUCCAGCCCGAGUUAGCUGCGGUCAGAGCUGCCAUCACUCCCCCACCACCACCUGCAUCACUGCUACCACCCUUGCCAUCAUCACCCCCUCCAUCACCACCAUCUCUGCCACAGUAG
Messenger RNA from Helianthus annuus (common sunflower), 579 nucleotides. Its product is annotated as pollen-specific leucine-rich repeat extensin-like protein 4. The transcript is spliced from 2 exons. The coding region runs from base 1 to 579 and encodes 192 amino acids. Lineage: Eukaryota; Viridiplantae; Streptophyta; Magnoliopsida; Asterales; Asteraceae. The record is from RefSeq and is a predicted model, not a curated record.